AUGGGGGAGGCGACUGACUUGCGCGAGUUGUACCGCGCGUACUGCGUGGAGGAGGGGUGCCGCGUGAACUCGGCCGUGCUGCGGUACAUCGAGGAGCGCGGGGCGAGGUGCCCGCUGGAGCGGCUCGAGCUCGGCAGCAACUACCUCGGCGCCCGCGGCCUGCGCCCGAUCAUCCGCCUCGUGGCGCACUCCCAGACCCUGACGCACCUCGACCUGGCGGGCAACGGGGCCGACAACGCGACGGUGGAGCGGCUCUGCGACGUGCUGGAGGGGCACCUGGGGCUGGAGUACCUCAGCCUGCGCGGGAACCCCGUCACGGCGGCGGGGGGGAAGCGGGUGCUGGCGCUGGUGGAGCGCAACCCACGCAUCCUCGGCGUCGACCUCGCAGACACCGACGUCUUUGAGGCCCUCGUCUACAAAAUCACCGCAGCCACGGAGGCCAACCGGCAGCGCGCCAUGAAGGAGACGCCGCAGCUCAUCUUGGCGGAGGCCGACGGGACGCAGAUGUCCCGCGGACACAUCGGAGGGCCCGCCGCGGCGCGGCUCUCGGUUGAGAAGCCCUCCCUAGUCGCCCUACCCGCCGUCGCGCGGGAGUCGGCGAGGAAGGAGGCGGUCGCCAAGGAGAGCGGGCAGCUGCCGCGCUGGGCAACCGGGGGACCGGCGUUCACCAAGUCGCAGCAGAGGCAGCCGAUCCCUGCGCUUGCCUCGAAGGAGGCCGGGCGACUGCCGGAGUUGCAGCGGCAGGAGCUGCAGCGUCGCUACAAGGAGAAGGCGAUGCUGUUUCGCGAGAUCAACAGCAGCGAGGCAAGUAAGGCGGCGGACCGUGCACGGGAGGAGUUGAUGUUGCUGGAGAAAACCACGCGGAGCCCUGUUUACCGCAGGAAGUGGGGCUCUAAGACAAUAACGGCGACGACGGGGGCAUCCCCGACGACUACCGCAACCGCAACCACAGCGGCGACAGCGACAGCGACGACGGUCUUGAAGCAAGAGCAGCUGCCUCAGCCUGUUUCCGCGCAGUCACCCGAUGUCCCCGAGACACCGAGCACAGUCACCUACACGGAUGCUGGACUUUUGCCGCUACAGCAGCAGCAGCAGCAAGAGGGGAGGGAGGGUCUUGAGCCGCCUGCUCGGCGAGAGCAAGAGCCCGCUGUGGUUAGCCUUAACACCGUGGAGGAUGCGGUGAUGCAAAGGAGAAGCGGCGACAAUCAUGAGGUCGGCGCGGAGGUGGCCGUUGAUGCAGAUGGAGAUGCGCUCGCUGUGGCCCCAGCUGAGCCGACACUCGAGGAGGCGGUUGCAGUUAAGCCCACGGAAUCCGCGGUGAGUGGGAAGAAUGCGCUUGAAGACAUCCCACUAGAUAUGUUGCGCGAGACGCCUGAGUGGAUGAUGCUUGACAGCGGCGAGCAAUUUCAGCACCUCUUCGACAGCGGCUGCCGCGCCUACGUGAGACACGACUUUGACGAGGCCUACACGGCGUGGAACGAGGCGAUGGGGAUUGCGGUGAAGAAGAAGAACCGGGAGUGGAUGGCGGUCCUCUCAAGCAACCUAAAGCGGCUGAGUUACGAAAUGCUGGUGCGUGAGGGGAUAGAGCAGCUCGAGCAGGGCGAACUCGAGGAGGCGGACGUGAUCUUUCAACGAGCCCAGGAGGUGGCGCAGGAGGCACGCAACGCCAAGUGGGAGGCCGACAUGUCCAAGGCACGGAAGGAUGUGCAGCACGCCGUCUUUCAGCGCUGCCACGAGGCGGCGCUGAAGGUGUUCGAGCGGGCGCAGAAGCUGGUCGAGCAGAGGGUCACCGAGGACGACUACUUCGUUGUGCCCGGUACCGACGUGAUGGUGCAGCACACGGAGCGGUACGUGAAUGAGUGGCCCCGCAUGCUGCUCGUGAAGGAGGCGGUGGAGAUGUGGGCGGCGUCGCGUCGCGUGCUUGAGCGCAUCGGUGGCGCGGACUGCCGCGUGCUGCAAGGCAUUGUGGAUGAGGCCCUCCACACAGUCGCCUGCUUCCUCGCGAAGCGCUGCUUUGACACGGAGGACACGCAGUCGCUGAGCUGGAUGCGCACCGCCUCCUACAGCUGCCACGAGUGCGUCAUGCUGAGUGCGCUCUGGACGGACAUGGCCUCCUGCGACAACUUCGCCAAGCACCACAAACACUUCGCCGCCCUCGCCGCCGCGCAGAUCGGCAACUUUUACCUCGCCACAAACCAACUCGCGCACGCCCAAACGCAGUUUGACACGUUGGAGACGUUGGCGGGGGAGCUCGACGACCCGCUGCUGCGCGCCGCCGGGCACACCUUCAGCGCCAUCCUCAACUGGCAACGCUCGCGCUACGCCGCGGCGGAGGCGCUGCUGCGCGCGGCGGUGCUGGAGUGGGGUGCACUUCGUGACUCCCUCGCCUCCUCGCGCGCCAGUGAGACCGGCGACGAGGCGAGUGCCGAGAGGGGUUUGUCGUCCUCGUUGCUUGCCGCCGUGCCAGCGGACUACGUCGCCAUCAUGGAGUCCGUCAGCUUCAAGUACCUCGUCUCCAGCAUCGCGAGCACGUACCGCUACAGUGAGGCGCUGGAGGUGCUCGAGCGCAGCCUGGUGUGCAAGCACCGCGACCUCCUCUUUGACAAGAUGCGGGUGAACUUCAGCGCCCAGCCGACGCUGGAGCACAUCGUGGCGACCUCGUCGCAGAUCCGGUCCCCGUUCAUCUACCAAGUGGCGACGCACCGCUACGAGUGGUCGGCGGCGGAGCGGCGCUACGCGGUGAGUGAGAAGCUGCUCAUGUGGGUGGUGCCGCAGCGAAAUGAGAUGCGGUUUGUGGAGGUUGACGUCACAAAAGACUUCAAGGUGGCCUCCAUCAACGAGCUCGUCGAGACGCUGCGCCGGGGGCUUCUGCUCGACCCGCUCUCCUCCAGCAGCACCACGCAGGGCGAGAUCCAGCAGACGCUGCCGAAGCGUGCCUGGGUGGAGCCGCUGCAGACGCUCUACGCCAUCUUUGUCGACCCCGUCGUGGAGUUUCUUCGCGCCCUUGACCCGCUCUUUCUGAGCAAAAACGGCGUCAUCACGCUUAUCCCGACGGAGCAGCUGUGGCUGGUGCCCUUUCACGCCCUCAUUGCACGCAACGGCAACUUCCUCGUGGAGGACUUCGCGGUGCAGAUGGUCUUCUGCGCCACCCAGUGCGCCUUCUCCGCGCUGAGCGCCAAACGCGUGCUGCAGCGCGACCUGCAGCGCGACGUGGUGUUGGUGCAGCGAGAGUCCGACACCCCGGCGAUGCAUCUGCUCUCGCAUGUUGCCUUCCCAUUUGACUCACUGCGUUCGCAAAAGGAGGGGGAAGUGAUUCUGCGCACGCUCGCGGAGCACAAGCGCAGCGUACACCAGAGCUCCCGCACGACAGACUCGGUCUGCGUGACGACGAGCUCCGAGACGCUGGUGGAGGACCUGGACACAUUCAGGGAGCUCCUGCCGAAGAGUCGCACGGUUUUUAUCGCGACCUCCACUACGAGUUCCACACGCAACGACGAAAAUAGUGCCGGUGCCAUCUGCAUCGCGCUCUCGCAGGACAAGAUUGACCUGCUGCGCUCCUCAGAGGUCGCACGCAUGCGGCUGUUUGCGGAGCUGGUGGUGAUGAGCAACACAAACAUGUCCACCACACGUGUGGUGGGCACGCACGACGACGUGCAGGGGCUCAUUCGUGGGUUUUUCUCCAGCGGGGUGCCGUGCGUCAUCGUGGGACAGUGGUGCACGCCCGACAUGGUUCCCUCCGAGCUGUUUUCAAAGUUCUUCCAGCUGCUGUCGGAGGCAAACAAGCUGCCGCCGCGCAGCGCCACCAGCCGUGCCGCAGCGGCGGCUGCGGCUGCGGCUGCGGCUGCGACGCUCGGGGUGAAGGCCGCCUCCGCCGACGCCGCGGGGCUGACGAGGCCCGCGGGGCCGGGCGACGAGGAUGACGAGUUCGGCGGCCACGACGCGGCAAGCCUGCACCGCCACAAGGCGCUGCUGCUUGCAUGGGCCAUUCGGGCGCUGCUGGAGGACAACUUCUUCCGCUACUCGCCUCGCACCUGGGCGGGCUACUGCUGCGUCGGCUACGGGUCGCAUCAGUAG
This is a messenger RNA of Trypanosoma conorhini, 4074 nucleotides long. RefSeq names its product TPR repeat-containing protein. The transcript has a single exon. The record is from RefSeq and is a predicted model, not a curated record. The coding region runs from base 1 to 4074 and encodes 1357 amino acids. Lineage: Eukaryota; Euglenozoa; Kinetoplastea; Trypanosomatida; Trypanosomatidae.